AUGGAAAGUGUGAAUUUUGCAGGAGAUAAUCCUUAACCACGUUUUGGUCACACUAUUUGUGUUAUAGCCCCUAAUAAAAUAGCAUUAUUUGGAGGUAUAAAUUAAAUAAAGAUCUUAAAGGUGCUGUUGGAGAUACUGGAAGGUAUGUAAUCACAGGAGAUGUCUAUAUUGGAGAUAUAAUUUAAAAAAAAUGGAAGAGAAUUGAAGCCAGUGGAAAUGUACCUACAAAUAGAGCAGCACAUCAAGCAUUGGCUAUUGAAUUAAACCAAAUGAUUAUAUUCGGAGGAGCAGUUGGAGGUGGUGGAUUAGCAGAUGAUAAUUUAUAUGUAUUUGAAUUAAGAGAUGAUACAGGAACUUGGGUUACGGUACCUGUGAUUGGAACAACACCAGGAAGGAGAUAUGGUCAUACUAUGGUGUUAAUAAAACCUUACUUGAUAGUUUUUGGUGGGAAUACAGGUCAAGAGCCUGUAAAUGAUGUUUGGAGUUUUAAUUUAGAGAAAUCUCCUUAUUCAUGGCAAAGAUUAGAAUGCUCUUCAGAAUAACCUGUUGUAAGAGUAUAUCAUUCUGCUGCAUUGUGUUCAACAGGUUCAGCAAAUGGAAUGAUGGUUACUUUUGGAGGUCGUACAAAUGAUCAAAGUGCUUUGAAUGAUACAUGGGGUUUAAGAAGACAUCGAGAUGGUAGAUGGGAUUGGGUCAGAGCUCCAUAUAGAUCAUAAACUGAAUAACCAGCUUAACGAUAUUAACAUUCGACCUUAUUUUUAGGAACAUUAAUGUUAGUUAUAGGAGGUAGAUCAAAUAAUGUAGGUGAGACUUUGCCUUUUGAAAUUUAUGAUACUGAAACAUCUGAUUGGUACAAAUUUUAACCAAUUCAGAGAUUUAGACACUCUUCAUGGUUGGUGGAAUAAUUUUUAUAUCUUCAUGGAGGAUUUGAUUCAGAUCAACCUAAUAUUCCAACUGAGGGAAUUUUAAAAAUUGAUUUAAGUAAGAGAUUUGCUUAAACACCUCAACUCUUAAAGUAAAUGAAUACAAUUAAAGCUGAUUAAUCAUUUACAUAAUCUUUUAAUCCUAAAACUUCUCAAACUUUAUCAUAAACCUAAGAUUAAUUUAAAAAAACAAAUUAAUCAGCAUUAGCUCAAUAAAAAAGUAAUUUUUACAUUAAGAUUAGAUUAAAAUUCAUAAUAGUAGGUUAGAGUAUCAAGUGCAAUUAAUAAAAAUAUUAGAUUGGCUAAUUAGGCAUUAGUGGCUAUGACUUAUGGUCCUGAAGAAGAUAUAACAAAUUAAGUAAAGAAAGUACCAAUAGAUAAAUUAUAAGAUGAACAUAAAAAAUUAGGGCCAGGAUUUUAGGAUCCAAAUUCUUAAAACAAAUCUCAAUUUCUAGAUUAAUUGUGUCAACCAUUCAUGUAGAAUCUAUUAAUACCUAAAGAUUAUUAAUAAAUUCCUCCAAAUUCUAAUUUAUUAACAGGAAUUAAAAAGGAAAUGAUUAUUAAAUUAUGUGAUGAAGUUUAAAGAGUUUUAGAAAAAGAACCAAACUUAUUAAGAUUAAGAAGACCAAUUAAAAUAUAUGGAAAUUUAAAUGGUCAAUAUUUAGAUUUAAUGAGAUUUUUUGAUCAUUUUAAAGCUCCAUAUGAUAAUCUAUAUAAUGGUGAUAUUGAUUCUUAAGAUUAUUUAUUUUUGGGAGAUUAUGUAGAUAGAGGAUCUAGAUCUUUAGAAAUAAUUUUACUUUUAUUUACAUUAAAAAUUAAAUAUUCAGAUCAAAUACAUUUACUUAGAGGACAUCAUGAAGAUCCUAUAGUUAAUAAAAUUUUUGGAUUUGCUGAUGAAUGUUUUAUCAAAUUUGCAGAAGAUAUCAUGGAUCCAAAUAGUAUUUACUAAAGAAUAAACAGAGUUUUUUAAUAUAUGCCAUUAGCUGCAGUUAUUGAAGACAAAAUAUUUUGUGUUCAUGGUGGGAUUGGUUAAACAAUGAGAACUUUAGAUGAGAUUGAAUUAAUUUAAAAACCUUUAGAAAUAGUUCAUGAUCCUAAGACUGUAUUUUUUAAUAUUUAUUUAAGUAUUAAUAAAAAAUAGCAUUGGAACUACUUUGGUCUGAUCCAUGUUUAUAAGAGGAAGAAUUAGAAAAUUAACCUAAUCCAGAAAGAGAUAUAUUUUAAAAUAAAUAAAUUUUCAGAUUUGGAACAAAUAGAAUUAAUAGAUUUUUAUAAGAGAAUUCCUUAAAUAUGAUAAUAAGAUCACAUGAACCAACAAUGGAAGGAUUUGAAAGGUAAAAUAAUAAUGUAAUAACUAUUUUCUCUUGUCCAGAUUAUUGUGGAAAUCAACCUUUAUGUAAAGGAUGUAAAAAUAUUAUUCAUAUUUUUAAAGCUAUAUUAACAAUUUCUAAAAGAGGAGAAAUUAUUCCAAAAGUAAUAUUACCUGCUACUCCAAUUUAAGAGUAAAGAUGGAUGGAUUUGGAAGAACCCAUUUAAAGAAAAAAAGGAUUUGCUAAGUACUUAGUUAUUGACAACAAUGAAGCUUUCUUAAGAAAACGUCCAUCUACUCCUCCUAGAUAGAAAAGACCUUUUUCUUAAAAAUAAUUCAAAUGA
This is a messenger RNA of Paramecium pentaurelia, 2576 nucleotides long. NCBI's taxonomy places the organism in Eukaryota, Ciliophora, Oligohymenophorea, Peniculida, Parameciidae. The record is from the annotation of a GenBank genome assembly.